AUGAAUGAACCACAACCUGGCACAUAUAUUGAUCAGUAUACUUUCUCAAGUAAUUAUUUAUAUCCAUUUUAUAAGCGUGUUAUACAAGCUAUAACUGGUGUUCGUGAUAAUUUACCUGAUUGUCCAAAACAUGCUCCAACGGGAACAAAUUGUUCUUAUCCAAAUUUAGGAAUCAAUGAUAAACGACAUUUAUUUUUUGUUGAACCAACUUCAGUUCGAAAUUUAUUGGAUUUUACUCCUCAACAUUCUAUACCAUUUUCAUCCUAUACAAAUAUUGUCUAUGCUCCUCAUGUUUAUACGCAUGUCUUCACAAUUGAUAGUAUAUUACAUUUGAAUCAAUCAUUAUAUCCACCAUCAUUCGAUUAUGCAUAUGAGACAGCAUUAAAUGAAUCUGUUGGUUUACAAAGUGCAGUUUUAGUUACAGAAUUUGGUUGUGGUGCAGACGCAGAUGAAAGAUUAUUAGUUCCAACGAUAGAUUCCCAAGAUAAAGCAAUGAUAUCAGCAACCAUAUGGCCAUGGAAAAACAAUUGUUUUCAAGAAGGUUGUGAAACAAGUUGGAGUUUAUACGAUUCAGGUACACUAAAUAGUACAGUUGCAAAUCAAAACGGUCCUGAACGUCCAAAUCGUGUUCGAAUAUUAUCUCGUGUAUAUCCACGUGGUGUCAUUGGACAAUUAAAGCAAUAUUUUUACAAUACAACGACAUCAUCAUUUAUAAUGACUGUCAAUUGUAUUAAUAGCACAUCAUUACUAUUAAAUAAUGAAACAAUAGUUUAUAUACCAAGACGAUUAAAUAAUUCAGUAAUCAAUGUUACUGGUGAAGCUACAUUAAAAAAAAUAAUUAAAAAUCCAGAUCAAAGUCGUUUAAUUAUUAUUAAUCCAACGUGUAAUGGACAGUACCAUGUAUUUGUUGCAAAUAAUACAAAUGCAAUUGACGAAUUAUAUAAAAAAACAGUCAUAAAUAAUAAUUCUACUAAUGUUAAAUCAAAUAAUCGUCAUAAAACAAUACAAUCAAUGAAAAAAGUCUAUGAAUUAUUUCAACUCUUACAUGCUGCUGCUGUCAAAACUGGUGAAACAUUUGUUGCAACAUCUUCCAACUUUGUGAACAAAUUUACAGCACUGCAAAAUGCUGUUGAAAUCAAUAUAAAACAUAUAAUACCACUGUUGAACGAAUUUCGUAAGCAAGCUUAA
This is a messenger RNA of Rotaria sp. Silwood2, 1188 nucleotides long. NCBI's taxonomy places the organism in Eukaryota, Metazoa, Rotifera, Eurotatoria, Philodinida, Philodinidae. The record is from the annotation of a GenBank genome assembly.